ACGUGUCGUCAAUUCGAAUUAAUAUGGCAGCACUAUGGAAUAUUUUGUUGUGUUAUGCUACAGGCGUGUUUGUAGAUUUGGGCACAGGUUUUGAAAAACGGAAUAGUAAAUAAAUAAAAGUUGUGAAAUACAGCGAGUGGUGGAAAUUUUGUAAAAUAAACUCAUGGAUUCUACAUCAUCAACAUCUGCAUCGUCGACAGCUGGUGCUUCGUCAAUUAAAGCAGAUCAAGAACCGGUGACCGCGCCAGUAUGUAUGAUUGUGCUCGGCAUGGCUGGUUCAGGCAAGACCACAUUUGUACAGAAACUUACACAGCUCUCCUUCAACCAUUUCAAGCCAUAUGUGAUAAAUCUUGAUCCGGCAUGCCGGGAAACACCCUAUCAUGCAAAUAUUGACAUAAGAGAUACUGUUAAUUACAAAGAGGUAAUGAAACAGUACAAACUUGGCCCAAAUGGUGGUAUUGUCACUUCAUUGAAUUUAUUUGCUACCAAAUUUGAAAAAGUAGUUGAGUUGAUAAGGCGUGCUGGGCAACAAGGUCAUAAGUGGUGUAUAAUCGAUACACCCGGACAAAUUGAGGUUUUCACAUGGUCUGCGUCCGGCACCAUUAUCACAGAAGCGCUAGCAACAAUGUUUCCAACAGUUGUUGUUUAUGUUAUGGAUGUUGUGCGUUCCAUAAGUCCGACUACAUUCAUGUCCAAUAUGCUGUAUGCCUGUUCUAUACUGUACAAAGCUCGUUUGCCAUUUAUUGUGGUGCUCAAUAAGAUUGAUGUGCAAGAUCAUGAUUUUGCGGUUGAGUGGAUGAGCGAUUUUGAGGCAUUUCAAGAAGCAUUAGAGAAAGAACAGAACUAUAUAAGCAACUUGACCAGAACGAUGUCACUAACACUCGAUGAAUUUUAUCGGAAUCUGCGUACGUGCGGUGUGUCAUCAAAGACGGGUAUUGGUUUUGAUCGACUAUAUGAUUUAGUGGCUGAAUGUGCUAGGGAAUAUGAAAGCGAUUAUAAAGCGGAAUAUAAUAAACUGCGUGAGGCAAAACUGAGCGAAGAAGCAAAAAAGAAGGAGAAUGAAUUAGCUGCAAUUGCCAAGAGUAAAGGCCAAGGCGCAGAAGUACCGAUGAGUGGAUUCGUUGAGGAGGUGCCUGUUGGUCGCGAUUUAUCAGAUAUUUACCUAAAACAUCCCGGCAAUGAGAGUUCUGAGGAUGAAGAAGGUCAAGAAGAAGAAGCGCCUACCUUUAAUGAAGAUCACGUAGAAGAGCAAAAUUUUAAUCAAUUUGUAAAACAACAUACAGAUGCACAAAAAGAAAAAAAUAAACAAAAAUAAAUAAUAAAA
This is a messenger RNA of Ceratitis capitata (Mediterranean fruit fly), 1324 nucleotides long. Its product is annotated as GPN-loop GTPase 1. The record is from RefSeq and is a predicted model, not a curated record. NCBI's taxonomy places the organism in Eukaryota, Metazoa, Arthropoda, Insecta, Diptera, Tephritidae. The coding region runs from base 164 to 1315 and encodes 383 amino acids. Gene Ontology annotation, molecular function: GTPase activity. The transcript is spliced from 4 exons.